Antrostomus carolinensis (chuck-will's-widow) is the source of this 414-nucleotide messenger RNA. RefSeq names its product histone H2A-beta, sperm. Gene Ontology annotation, cellular component: nucleosome. Gene Ontology annotation, molecular function: protein heterodimerization activity; structural constituent of chromatin; DNA binding. NCBI's taxonomy places the organism in Eukaryota, Metazoa, Chordata, Aves, Caprimulgiformes, Caprimulgidae. The record is from RefSeq and is a predicted model, not a curated record. The transcript has a single exon. Bases 1 to 414 code for a protein of 137 amino acids.
AUGUCUGAACGUGGGAAGAAAACUGGAAAGCUCCUCCUUGUGCCAAAGAAAACCAAAUCAGCUAAGGCUGGUCUGCAGUUCCCCGUGGGCCGUGUCUACAGGUUCCUUAAAAGAGGGAACUAUGCUGACAGGAUUGGUCCUGGUGCUGCCAUCUACAUGGCUGCGGUGCUGGAGUACCUGAGCGCCGAGAUCCUGGAGCUGGCAGGGAAUGCUGCACAGGAAAACAAGAAAUCCAGGAUCCUGCCCAGGCACAUCCAGCUGGCUGUGAGAAAUGAUGAUGAGCUGAACAAGCUCUUCUCCUCUGUGACCAUUGCUCAAGGAGGGGUGUUACCUAAUGUUCUUCCUGAGCUCCUUCCUAAGAAGACUGUCUCACUUAAGCCACCCCACAAAUGUGUCCAGUCACAGGAGUUCUAG